Molecule: messenger RNA, 1602 nt
Organism: Aspergillus clavatus NRRL 1
Lineage: Eukaryota; Fungi; Ascomycota; Eurotiomycetes; Eurotiales; Aspergillaceae
Product: glycoside hydrolase family 72 protein
Exons: 4
Coding region: 1-1602 (533 amino acids)
Biological process (GO): fungal-type cell wall (1->3)-beta-D-glucan biosynthetic process
Cellular component (GO): cytoplasm; fungal-type cell wall
Molecular function (GO): 1,3-beta-glucanosyltransferase activity
Source: RefSeq, a predicted model, not a curated record
AUGAAAUUCGCCUACGCUCUCGCGGGCGCUUCCCUCGUGGGCAGCGCCCUCGCAACCCUGCCCGUUAUCGAGAGAAAGGGCAACAAGUUCUUCUUCUCCAACAAUGGCACUGAAUUUUUCAUGCGCGGUGUCGCCUAUCAGCAGGAGUACCAGGCCAACGGCACAGCCAAGGAGAACUCCGACUACACCGAUCCCCUGGCCGACGUUGCGAGCUGCAAGCGUGAUAUCCCCUACCUCAAGCAGCUGCGCACCAACGUCAUCCGUACCUAUGCCAUCAACCCCACCAAGGAUCACGACGAAUGCAUGAAGCUUCUGGACGACGCCGGUAUCUACCUGAUCACCGAUCUGUCUUCUCCUUUCCAGUCCAUCAACCGUAACACCCCUGCGUGGAAUACGGAUCUCUACAAGCGCUACACCGAUGUCAUUGAUUCCUUGGCCAAGUACAGCAACGUGAUCGGUUUCUUCGCCGGUAACGAGGUCUCGAACAGCCACAACAACACCAACUCGAUUGCCUAUGUCAAGGCGGCCGUGCGAGACAUGAAGGCGUACAUCAAGGAGAAGAACUACCGCACCUCCCUCGCGGUCGGAUACGCCACCGACGACGACGCCGAAUUGCGUGCCGAUUUGGCCGACUACCUCGUCUGCGGUAAUCAGGACGCCGCCAUUGACAUGUUCGGUUACAACAUCUAUGAGUGGUGUGGAGACUCUUCCUUCGAGACCUCCGGCUACAAGGACCGGACCAAUGAGUUCAAGAACUACCCGGUCCCUGCCUUUUUCUCCGAAUACGGCUGCAUUGAGGGUGGUGCGCGCAAGUUCACCGAUGUCCCCGUCCUGUUCGGUCCCCAGAUGAACGAUGUCUGGAGCGGUGGUAUCGUGUACAUGUAUUUCCAGGAGGCCAACAACUACGGUCUGGUCAGCGUCAGCGGCAACGAUGUUUCAACCAAGUCCGACUUCUCCUACCUGUCCGCUCAGAUGCAGAAGGUCACUGCCACCGGUGUCAACAGCGCCAGCUACACUCCUACCAACGCUGCGCCGUCCUCUUGCCCCUCGAUCGGCACCAACUGGGAGGCCAGCGACGACUUGCCUCCUAAGCCCGACGGUGACCUCUGCGACUGCAUGGUCCAGACUCUCUCGUGCGUGGUCAAGGAUUCCGUGGACGCGGAUGACUAUGGCAGCCUGUUCGACUACGUCUGCAGCAAGGGUCUGUGCGGUGGUAUCGCUUCCAACUCGACCAGCGGCGAUUAUGGUGCUUACAGCGUCUGCACCCCCAAGCAGCAGCUCUCUUUCGUCCUGGACCAGUACUACAAGAAGAACAACAAGGCUGCCUCUGCAUGUGACUCCAACGGCAAGGCCCAGACCCAGAAGGCUGCCGACGCCCAGGGUACCUGCGCCUCUCUGAUCAAGCAAGCCGGCACUGCCGGUACCGGAAGUGUCACUGCCGGCGCGACUGGCUCUGGCUCUGGCUCCAGCGGCGCCAGUGCGACCUCCAAGGGUGCUGCUGGCGUUGCUGCCAGCCCCAUGGCUGUCAAGGUUGGCAACUGGCAGUUUGGUGCCUACAUUGCCACCGCUCUUGUGGCCGGUGUCGGUAUGGUUAUGCUUUAA